Molecule: messenger RNA, 2592 nt
Organism: Diceros bicornis minor
Lineage: Eukaryota; Metazoa; Chordata; Mammalia; Perissodactyla; Rhinocerotidae
Gene: CCDC9B
Product: coiled-coil domain containing 9B
Exons: 11
Coding region: 647-2359 (570 amino acids)
Source: RefSeq, a predicted model, not a curated record
UCCCGAGAAGGGCUGCUUCCUUUCUCGAGGUCAGAGAGGCUGAAAGGGCCAGCCCUGGAGAGCAAGGCUGGGAAGGGUCCAGAGUUAGGAGUCUGAGGAGAGAAGGCCAUUGGCCAGUUCUGAGCUGUAGUGGUACGGGGCCUGCAGGGGGACCCAGCUCCCCAUGCCAAGGGAGAUCAGCUGAGCCUCCCAGGAGUGGCUGUACUUUAAAAUACAGGGAAGACAAUGUUCAACCUAAAGGAAUGAAUGACUAAUGGGGUUAUUUUAGGUAUGCAGUAGUACUUGGUGGCCUAGUCUUCUUGAUCCCUCUAAUUACUUAAACCAGUACCGACCAGAGUGAGGAGAGGCUCAUUUGGGGUGGGAGCCCUCAGACCAGGGAGCCCAAUGGACUGGGCUGUAUCCUUAGGCCUUUCUCUACUAAUGGGAGGGAUGGGGGCCUACGCCGGCUGCCAUCCUCCUGCAGGCAGACCUAGGCUGGGAUCCUGCUGGGGCACAGGGCCUGGGGCAGCCAGGCCCCCUGUGUGGGCUCAACCCACCAGGGAGAAGUCCCUGCCAGUCUGUCUGGGGACGCUGGGGCAGGGCACGGAGAGGUGCUGGGCAGGGCCAGCUGGCUGCUGGUGCCCCGGUCCUUGCCCUCUGAGAGUGGAUGGGUGGGGGCAGUGGCCGCGGCGUUCCUGGCUGGGAGCCCAGAGGAGUCUUUUGUAAUCACAACAUGAUCUCGUGUGCUGAGCAGCAAAGCCGGCCGGGAGAGGCCGGCAGAGGCCCGGCUCCAGUGGCUCCGGCUUCCCUCCUGCUCUCGCUCCCCCGGGGCUGCUCUGGAAUUCUCUCGGUGCCUGCGGUUGCCAUGCAGUCGGCUGGGCCUCAUGGGGCCGAGUCCCCGAUGAGCAGACAGGAAGAGAAGGACGCAGAGCUGGAUCGGAGGAUAGUUGCCCUUCGCAAGAAGAACCAGGCCUUACUACGCAGGUACCAGGAGAUCCAGGAAGACCGUCGGCAGGCAGAGCAGGGGGGCAUGGCUGUGACCACGCCGGAGCUCCUCCGACCUGAUGGCCUCACUGUCACCAUCAGCCAGAUUCCUGGCGAGAAGCGGGUGGUCAGCCGGAACUGGGCGAGGAGCAGCCUGGGAUCCAGGGCAGCCGAGGAGAUGCUUGAGGAUGAGGAGGUGGAGCACCACACCGGUGCUUUCUGCUUGGGGGAGCGGGUGGAGCUGGCUGUGACCAUGGAAAACAAAGCUGAGGCCAAGCGGAUCGUAAGUGAGAAGCCCAGCAGAGCAAGGAACCAGGGAGCAGAAGGGUCACCUGGAGGGGGCUUGGGCCAGAGCCCCUCUAUGCAGAUGGCCAGCAGCUCAGAUUCUGCACGGAAGGGCGCUCGGGAGCCCCGGAGUCCAGGCCUGGUCCCAGGCCCAGCUCCCCGCCGGCCAGUGGGGGGACCCCCAGAAGUGGGCUGGGACUAUGCUCAGUGGAAACAGGAGCGGGAGCAAAUUGACCUGGCCCGCCUCGCCCGGCACAGAGAUGCACAGGGUGACUGGCGCCGCCCAUGGGACCUGGACAAGGCCAAGCCCACGCCACAGGACUCCAGCAAGCCUCGAGAAGACGGCCCGGCCAGGGCGGGCAGCACCAGGGGUCCCAGGAGCCACCGGAAGCUGCAACCACCACUGUUGCCCCCUGAUGGCAAAGGUGGUACUACUCGGGGUGGGCAACCCAGCAGACCCUCGGGGGCAUCAGCCACACGCAGCAAAGCCCGGGGGAUGGAAAGGCUGACUGGCAGGGCCCGCAGGUGGGAAAUGAAGGAGGACAAAGAGGGGCUGGAGAGUCAGGAGGGAAGCCAAAGCACCAGAAAGACUCCAAGUGAGAAGGAACAUGCACUGACACAGAGCAGGAUGGAGCCGGGCAGACCCAUGAGCGCCCCAGCAACCAGCCCAGCCCCAGCAACCCCAGAGGGGCCGAAAGGGGAGUCAGGAGCUUCCACAGCCAGUCCUGGCCCUGGCUCUCCACAAAACACUGACUUGGUUCCCCUUGACCUCUCUCUAGGAGGGGCUAGUAGCCCUGGACCCAGGGAGAGUGUGUGUGCGCUCAAUCUAAGGCCUGGGUCUCAGGAGAGCCCUGUGUCCUGUCCGGAUGGUUCUGAGCAGCCCCUGGGGUGGCACGAUGACCCCCAGGCCAAGCUGGAAGUCCAGACUUGCUCCGAGCCACAAAGAGGGACAGGGCCCCUAGAGCCCAGAGAAGACAGGUCUGGUAAGGCUGGGGCCCAGCAGGGCCUGGCACCGCGAAGCAGGACCCCCAGAGGAACUGGCCAAAGGGCGAGGGGCACAGGAGGCAUGAGGAGCAGGACAGGGGGUCCUGGCCCUGCAGGAAGAUGCUGAGCAAAGCUGUGGGCAGGGGCCAGGCUGGGGAGAGGAGGAGGGAGGAACGCAGUCAAGAGUCUCCUGUGUAGUGGGCGUCUGGUUGCUGGUGGCUGUGGCAGUCUAGCUGAGCAGUUUGCCAAACUCUCUGGCAGAGUGACAUUGUGAGGGCAAGUAGCUGUCCUUCCCUGCACCUCACGUGCACAUCCCUGUGCACAUGUGUGUUUUCAUGGGCAGGUACAGCCCCUGGUGUA